Syzygium oleosum is the source of this 1589-nucleotide messenger RNA. Its product is annotated as PRA1 family protein F2-like. The record is from RefSeq and is a predicted model, not a curated record. Gene Ontology annotation, cellular component: Golgi apparatus; endoplasmic reticulum. NCBI's taxonomy places the organism in Eukaryota, Viridiplantae, Streptophyta, Magnoliopsida, Myrtales, Myrtaceae. Gene Ontology annotation, biological process: vesicle-mediated transport. The coding region runs from base 72 to 710 and encodes 212 amino acids. The transcript has a single exon.
CUUUAGAUCUGUCUCAGCUGUACUUCCCUUCUCUCUCUCUCUCUCUCUCCUCUCCCUCUCUUCCGAUUACGAUGAAGCCGGCGGCGGUUCCCAACUACGGCACCGCCACCGCCGCCGCCUCCGCCUCCGCCUCCGCCGCCGCCGCCCCCUCCGCCGCCGCAAGGCCGGCCGCCGCAAGGCCGGCCGCCGCGCUCUUCUACACGUCGCGGGCCGCCGCCCCCUUCCCCACGCGCCGCCCCUGGCGGGAAUUCCUGGACCUCUCCUCCUUCUCCCUCCCCUACAGCCCCACCGACGCCGCCUCCCGCGUGGCCAAGAACCUCGGCCACUUCCGCCUGAACUACGCGAUCGUGACGCUCCUCGCCGUCUUCCUCGGCCUCCUGUGGCACCCGGUCGCGCUGAUGGUCUUCACCGCCGUCCUCCUCGCUUGGUACGCCCUCUACUUCUCCGUCGACCAACCCCUCGUGGUCCUCGGCCGCAGCUUCGACGACAGGGUCGUGCUCGCGGGGCUGAGCGUGGUGACCGCAAUCGCGUUGGUUUUGACCGGCGUGGGGCUGAAUGUGUUGAUCUCGUUGGCGAUUGGGGUGUUUGUGAUUGGAUUGCAUGCUGGGUUCAGGAAUUCGGAGGAUUUGUAUGUGGAUGAAGAAGAGAGCGGGCUCUUCUCUGUUGUUGGCAACCAACCCUUGAGACCCACUUCUUAUACUCGGACGUGAAGUUUCUUUGUGAUUUUAGAUGGUGAAUUCCGGAAUUUGAAGGCUUAUUAAAGUUGGUAUAUUGGGGUGUUGGAACUUGGAGGUAGUUCUUGUUUUUGGUGGUGUGUUCUUGCUCUUGUUUCUAAUAGGCUAGGAGGUUUCUUCACACGGGUUUUUGAUUUGAGGGGCUUGGGAGGUGUAGGUAAUUUUUUGGAUCUGAUGCUGUUUCGUGGGUGGAGCUUGAUGGGUAUGCUCAUGCUUUGAGAAGAGAAGAUAGAGGACAGGCUUCAUUGCUGGUAGAAUGUAAUUGGGAAAACAUUUGUUUAGAUUCAUUGGAUUGCUUCAGUUGGGUAUGGUUCAUCCUGCGAAAUGACUUCGUGUUUUGGUUAGCAUUGACUUGAAUUUUGGGAUAAAUAUGCCCUGCGCGGCACUGGGUUGCGAGAGUAGUCGGAUCAUUCAGUUUAACCAUGACUGCUAGUCGUUUUGAUUAUGCUGAGAUAGUGCAUCCCCCUCUCUCUCUCUCUGUUUGGACAUUCUUGUUGCCUGCUGCGGUAAAUGCGAGCUGAAGAUCUUGCAAACUGGGAACAAUGCCGACAUUUGGCGACCAUACUUGGCCGUUCAUGGCCUCAGCUAAUGUCCAUACAUAACAUCUCUUGGCCACCGAUUCAGAAGCAGCUUUUAUUGCCAGAAGUUCAGGUCAAUAUGAUGGACGGAUUGCAGAUUUGGAGAGGGUUAGGCUAUGUAUUCAGUUACACCUUCCUUAAUUCUUGUUCUUUGGGUCAAUCAUUCUUUUGCUUUUCACCUAAAAUACUGUAGAUAUCAAUUCCCAUUUCUCGCAAUACCUGAACAUUUGGAAAUUUGCGCCUUUGAAUAGAUGUUUCAAUACUUGUCAUGGUUUAA